Messenger RNA from Anopheles marshallii, 1773 nucleotides. It is a transcript of the gene Hsepi, whose product is annotated as D-glucuronyl C5-epimerase B. Gene Ontology annotation, molecular function: heparosan-N-sulfate-glucuronate 5-epimerase activity. The record is from RefSeq and is a predicted model, not a curated record. Bases 1 to 1773 code for a protein of 590 amino acids. Gene Ontology annotation, biological process: heparan sulfate proteoglycan biosynthetic process. Gene Ontology annotation, cellular component: Golgi apparatus. NCBI's taxonomy places the organism in Eukaryota, Metazoa, Arthropoda, Insecta, Diptera, Culicidae. The transcript is spliced from 4 exons.
AUGACUGCGUUAAAAAACGGUGUUGGCGCAUCCGCAGAUCAAAAGGCAAGAUUUUUCCUUGUAAUUAUGCGACUGAAUUUAAAGUUCUUGCUGAUAAGUCUCUGCGUGACGGUUGCACUGAUAACGUUCGCUCUGUGGGCGAACUGUGGCGUUGGACAUGGGCUUGUACCGAAGUGGCCCCAGCAUCAUGGCGAUGGUGAUAAUCCGUUCGAACAGACGGAAGAAAUCGACUGCAUCAUCAACCAGGAGUAUGCUAUCGGGUGCCGGAAGGAGGGCGAGGAGGUGUACCUUCCGUUUUCCUUCCUGCAAAAGUACUUCGAUGUGUACGGUUCGCUAAACGUGGUGGACGGUAGUCGGCGGUUCGAUUGGACGCACAGCUACGGGAAGGUAAACUACCCGAAGGGAGCGUAUGAUCCGCGCGGUAUCUUCAUGUACUUCGAAAACUACAACGUAGAAAUGCGUGAUCGCGUCAAAUGCAUCAGUGCGAUCGAUGGUGUACCGAUAUCGACACAGUGGGAAAGCCAGGGCUAUUUUUACGCCACCCAGAUCGCGCAGUUCGGACUAUCGCAUUAUAGUAAAAAUUUAACUGAACCGGAACCGCGCCGUAAAACUGUGGAGGAUGGUGACCGUGAGAUGGCGACCUGGGUGGUACCGAAGGGUAGCUCGAUGAAUCGUACGAUCGAUCGGUUUCGACCGGUGGCCGGUGCAGUGUUGAGCUUUUCCACCGGCAAAUCUUUCGAUACGGCUGUGGUGCUGCCGAUGGAUCACGUGCUGGACUUGGUGCUGAGUAUCGAUGUGCUGCUGAAGCCCAAUUCCACGAUAUGUGUCACGCUACAGAACCGGGAAACGCAGAAGCUGUACCACGUGUACUACAUACUGGCGGAUCUGCUGAUCGGCGUGCAGGAUGAGAACAUUUACUACGGCAUCGGUCUAAACAGUACCGGUGCGUGGAAACAUCUGACGCGCGAUUUGUUUGUCGAUCUGCAGAAGGGACUGCCUCAGUACGCAAGCACGGACAAGCGGCGUAAAAUGCGCCGCACCGAGCUGAAGGUGAUCGAGAUAUCGCUGCUCGGUAAUGGUAGUAUCGAUAAUUUGACACUUUCGACGAGUGAACACAUUAGUCAUUUUUAUGAUGCAGCCGAAUGGUUGAUUCGGCACCAAGAUCCGAGUACUGGUGGGUGGCCAAUACCGGUGCGGCGUAAGCUAGGAUCUGGAUUUGGCGAGCUGGCCCGCGGUUGGUACUCGGCAAUGGCCCAAGGACACGCGAUAUCGCUCCUGGCGAGAGCAUAUUAUCAUUCUAGAGGAGAUAAGCGAUAUCUAAGAGCAGCACUGGACGGGUUGAAGCUGUUUCGGAUACCAUCGUACCAGGGCGGCGUAUUGGCUACGUUCCUGGGCAAGUACGCGUGGUACGAAGAAUACCCAACGACACCACAUUCGUUCGUGCUGAAUGGGUUCAUCUAUUCGUUGCUUGGACUGUACGAUCUGAACUCAACUGCACCCGCCAAUCAAUCGAAUGAGGCGGCAGUUCUGUUUGAACAGGGUAUGGCUAGUUUGAAGAAAAUGUUGCUUCUGUACGAUACAGGCUCUGGCACGAGCUAUGAUCUACGACACUUUACUCUUGGUAUUGCACCGAAUCUAGCCCGCUGGGACUACCAUGCAACGCACGUGAAUCAGCUGCUGCUGUUGGCCACAAUCGACCCGGACCCGCUGAUAUCGCAAACGGCGGAACGGUGGAAAAAUUAUAUGGUAGGCAAGCGUGCUCCGCACAACUAA